CCCAUCCGCCACAGCAGUGAGACUGGCAAGAGACUAGUUGCCGGAGUGUGAUCGUUUUGCCAGGAAAUUCGCUCGAUUCUUAUUUGUGGUCAAGUCAAAUCCAUCUUUAUUUAUUUAAAUCAACCCAACCGCGCACUAAGUGUGUUUCUUAUUUCAGUUGCGAGGAGCAGUUUCCCUAGUGCCAGAGCUUUUGUUGAGAAGUUCGCGUUUAUCGCGGCAUUGUUUGUGGCCAUACGCCGGUUUAUAUUAACUUUAGUACAGUGUGAAAGUCGCGCGAGGUCUCUUUAUCCCCCCCCCCACGCGCGCGCUUUGAUACAUCGUAACAAUUUCUCGCUUUUCGCGAAAAUGGCCGCAACUACGUUUGAAAUGGACGGAAGUGUAAUGGAAGGGGGAGGACAGAUUUUAAGGGUGUCUGCGGCGCUGAGUUGCAUCCAAGGGGCGGCAAUCAAAAUAAAUAAAAUCCGAGCCGGUAGAAGCACACCGGGUUUGAGGCCACAGCAUCUGUCAGGUCUCGAGCUGGUGAGGGACAUGUGCAACGGCAAUCUGGAAGGAGCCACAGUGGGAUCCACGGAAAUUACGCUUACUCCUGGGAAAAUCAAGGGGGGGAAUCACAUCGCAGACACUCAGACGGCCGGAAGCGUGGGACUGCUGAUGCAGAUCUCACUGCCGUGUGCCCUGUUCGCUCAGGGUCCGUCAGAGCUGUGCCUGAAGGGAGGAACCAAUGCUGAGAUGGCACCCCAGAUCGACUACACGCUGAAGGUCUUCAAACCAAUCGCGGAGAGAUUCGGAGUUCAGUUUGACUGCGAUUUGAAAAUGAGAGGUUACUAUCCUAAGGGAGGUGGUGAGCUGGUGCUCAAGGUGAACCCUGUGAAAGAACUGAGUCCCAUCAACCUGACCGAAAGAGGAAAUAUCACCAAGAUCUACGGCAGGGCCUUCGUGGCUGGAGUGCUGCCCUUUAAGUUGGCGAAGGACAUGUCUACAGCGGCGGUCCGCACUAUCAGAAAAGAAGUUAAGGAUCUGUACAUCAACAUUCAGUCUUUGCAGGAGAAGGACAAGGCCUGCGGCAAUGGCAACGGGAUCAUAAUAAUUGCAGAAUCAUCCUCCGGCUGCAUAUUUGCAGGAUCAUCUCUUGGCAAAAAAGGUGUAUAUGCUGACAAAGUUGGCAUCGAGGCUGCAGAAAUGUUGCUAAGAAACAUCAGGCAUAAUGGUUGCGUGGACGACUUCUUGCAAGACCAGGUCAGGCACACAAAUGCUUGACUGUUUCAGUGCAAU
This is a messenger RNA of Sinocyclocheilus grahami, 1272 nucleotides long. Its product is annotated as RNA 3'-terminal phosphate cyclase-like. The record is from RefSeq and is a predicted model, not a curated record. Gene Ontology annotation, biological process: RNA processing. Gene Ontology annotation, molecular function: RNA-3'-phosphate cyclase activity. Gene Ontology annotation, cellular component: nucleus. The transcript has 9 exons. Bases 346 to 1257 code for a protein of 303 amino acids. Lineage: Eukaryota; Metazoa; Chordata; Actinopteri; Cypriniformes; Cyprinidae.